AUGGGGGAAUAUCAUAUCGUUGUUUUCGGCGCAAAUGCUUGGAAAGAGCUGUACGUUGCCACCACCAACUCCCACCGGAAAAAUAUCGACAUGAACGGUCGCCACUUUGUACUAGACAUUCUAGAGGCAUCAGGCACGGAGCAGCUGAAUUCUGCCGACAAGUUCAGGGAACUCGACAUUAAAACGGCUCACGGAUUCCUUCUCGUCUUCAGCGUAACAUCACAGCCAUCCUUCGACGAGCUCACGACAUGUUGGAAACAAAUACAGCACAUUAAAAAAGAUGUUGCGGUUCCUCUAGUGCUUGUUGGGAACAAGUCAGACACCAAAGAUGACCGAUCUAUAGUCCACUUACAGGUCCUUGAGGCCUUUCCAGGGUUGCCAUACUACGAAACGAGCGCAAGACUGGAAGUAAAUGUAGACGAAGCCUUUCUAGGUCUUUGCAGGCAGAUACUUGAUAAAAACGUUCGAGUUCGACAAAGCGCUUCUGCCGACGAGUCCUGCCUGUCUUGCACAAUUCUUUAA
Messenger RNA from Westerdykella ornata, 522 nucleotides. RefSeq names its product ras-domain-containing protein. The coding region runs from base 1 to 522 and encodes 173 amino acids. Gene Ontology annotation, molecular function: GDP binding; GTPase activity; GTP binding. The transcript has 3 exons. The record is from RefSeq and is a predicted model, not a curated record. Gene Ontology annotation, cellular component: plasma membrane. Gene Ontology annotation, biological process: signal transduction. Lineage: Eukaryota; Fungi; Ascomycota; Dothideomycetes; Pleosporales; Sporormiaceae.